Molecule: messenger RNA, 1204 nt
Organism: Cyprinus carpio (common carp)
Lineage: Eukaryota; Metazoa; Chordata; Actinopteri; Cypriniformes; Cyprinidae
Product: collagen alpha-1(XVI) chain-like
Exons: 5
Coding region: 743-1189 (148 amino acids)
Biological process (GO): angiogenesis; endothelial cell morphogenesis
Source: RefSeq, a predicted model, not a curated record
UCUGCCUGUCACUCUCAUACACAUUCUCAGGGCGACAAAGGGCAGAAAGGAGAAGUCGGAGCCACAGGUUUGCCCGGAAGUCCAGGCAAAGAUGUAAGUGACUAUCAUUUGAUGUGAAAGUCAAAGAUGCUCAUACUUUAUGUACAUUACAUACUGUAUACCAGUGUCCUCUUGAGUCUCCUUCAGACGUGUUGAUAUAUUUCAUUGUCUCGCUGCAGGAGUGUACUCAAAAGAGCAAUUGUAUAGCAUGCAUAAUAUGUCUCUGUGCACAUAUUUUAAUUUUAAAAGGAAGCAAGAGUCCCUUUCCUUUCAUAUUGUUUAAAGUUGUUCCAUAUAUCCACAGUGCUCUGCUGCGAAAAGCAUGAUGCAUUAGACUCUUAACCAUAUACUCACUGCUGCUUUUUCUUCUCAUUAGAUAUCUGUUUGGGUGUUAAAUCUUUUUAAUGCUGCAUAGAUUACAUAAGCCAACAAAGAGCCACAAAUCAAUGCAGCCUCAUUGAUUCUUUUAAAUGGAUAGUCGGGUCGCAUUAUGCUUAAUCUUUUCUAUUCCGUAUACAAAGCAUGCUAAGAGGAUGGCGAAUAUGGCCGAGCCGACUAAUGCAUAUUUGGAAUUUGCUUUUAAACUGUUUAUGUAUCUAAGCCUCAAGUCAUCGGUAAACUGACUUGUUUGAUUCCUGUUGGAGGGUUGUUAUAUAAGCAGUGUGAUACUGCUAAUGCCAGCGUUUGAGAUGAACUCAAGCUAAUGAUCUUUUAUUGGUCUUGGCAGUCACAGGGUCGAGCUAAUCCUGUUUGUGUGGUGGGCCCUAAAGGACAAAAGGGUGUUCCUGGUGUGGUUGGUCCAGAGGGGCUUGCAGGAGAACCAGGCCGGCCAGGACCUCCUGGACCUCCUGGAGUUGGGAAGCCAGGACCACCAGGGCCCCCUGGUGGACCUCCAAGCUCUAAAGGAGAAAAAGGGGAUUCUGGGAUACCUGGUGUAGACGGAAAGCCUGGAGAACCUGGUCCGAGAGGUCCUUGGGGACCUAAAGGCGAGAAGGUAAGUCUAAGCAGUCUGAAUUUCAGAUUCUGCAUAAAAAUUACUGUUGCUUGUUAUGAGUCUGCUCAGAAUUCACAGAAAGUCACAGUGCAUGUUCUUGACUGUUAUUGCUUUAAUUAUUUUAUUUUUAAAGGGAAAGUUUCAUUAUUUACUUAAUCUCAUGUUGUUCCA